GCCUGUUAGUGACACUUUCCCCCAAACUGCAGCGUUGACUCUCGGUGAAGGGACGUACAGUCGACGCGGGGGAAGCGCCACACUCGAGACGCAGAGAUCCGUCUGGUUCCAGCCCUGUUCCUUCCACGGAAGAUCAUCCGGAGCGGCUCCGAGGAUGUUUGCGCGCUGUGUUGGGUAAAUAAAUAUCAGGACGCACAGCACAGCACACCCACGUUGCGUAUCCCAGCCACCCCACCACCCCCCCACCCCAAAAAAACAACCUCUCCGCGGCGCGCAGGGAACAAGAAGAACCGGGAUUGUGCCACUUCUCCGGGGGCUUGUGCGCUGCUGCCUGCUGGGGUUCCAAAACACACGGGGGGGGUUUAGCCGAAUGACACGCAACGUGGUCCGCGUUCAAUCCAGCGUGUCAUUCACAAGGCAGAGUUCAUCUUGACGUGAAGGCGAAUGCAGAGUUGAGAUUGGACCGGAGCGACGGACGGAGGUUGGAUCAGUCCCGCUCGCCCCGCUUCAGCCCCGACGCAGAACUCGCAACGCGGUUUGUGUUCGCGACUCGUUCACUUUGCCGGACUUUUUUUUCUCCAAGAGGUGACUCUCUGACGAGCAACGUGUUUAUGGAUCGCUGCGCCGCGACGAGCACCGGGACUUUCAGGCUACGCGCGCACGCACCGAUCACGCGGAUGCCUUCCUGUAAACUUUGAUAGAUGUUUGCAUUAAUAACUCACUGAUAACGAAAACUGCGAUUUAAACAAACGAGCUCAGAUAAACUCAGACUGACCCCUGGAGGAAGUGGGAAGCGCCUUUUUUCGUCCUUCCUCUUUUUUCUUUUUCCUCCCCAAGACGUCAGGACGGAUCCCUAUCACCCAGUCUGACUCAGCUUUCUGUGAUUUAAACAAAGACCAAAAAGUGUUGGGAGGAUAGCAUGGCAAUGGUAGUAAACCAGUGGCCAGAGAACAUUUCCGCAGAUCCGGGGUCGCAGCUCCAGAUUUGCGGCCAGGAGCCCGGCGGGGCACCGGGGACCCCCAACGGUUCCACCCCGGGGAACGACGCACUUUCCGGGGACAAGAUCUCCAACGUGGACUGCAUGGUGUGCGGGGACAAGUCCAGUGGGAAGCAUUACGGCCAGUUCACCUGCGAGGGAUGCAAAAGCUUCUUCAAGCGCUCGGUGAGGCGGAACCUCACGUACACCUGCCGGGGGAACCGAGACUGUCCCAUCGACCAGCACCACCGGAACCAGUGUCAGUACUGCCGGCUGAAGAAGUGCCUGAAAGUGGGCAUGCGGAGAGAAGCAGUACAACGAGGACGCACAUCGAACUCCCAGACCAGCCCUGGACAGUACCUGACCAACGGCACCGACCCGUACAACGGCCAACCCUACCUCUCCGGUUUCAUUUCUCUGCUGCUGCGCGCCGAGCCCUACCCCACGUCCCGCUACGGGGCCCAGUGCAUGCAGGGAAACAACCUGAUGGGCAUCGAGAACAUCUGUGAGCUGGCGGCCAGGCUGCUGUUCAGUGCCGUAGAGUGGGCCAAGAACAUCCCCUUCUUCCCGGACCUGCAGCUCAUGGACCAGGUGGCGCUGCUGCGUAUGUCAUGGAGCGAGCUCUUCGUCCUCAACGCCGCCCAGUGCUCCAUGCCGCUCCACGUGGCCCCUCUGCUCGCAGCGGCCGGCCUGCACGCCUCGCCCAUGUCCGCGGAGCGCGUGGUGGCCUUCAUGGACCACAUCCGCGUCUUCCAGGAGCAGGUGGAGAAGCUGAAGGCCCUGCAGGUCGACACAGCCGAAUACUCCUGCCUCAAGUCCAUCGUGCUCUUCACGUCCGAUGCUAUGGGUCUGUCAGAUGUCGCCCAUGUGGAGAGCAUCCAGGAGAAGUCCCAGUGCGCCCUGGAGGAGUACGUAAGGAACCAGUACCCCAGCCAGCCCAACCGCUUUGGACGCCUCCUCCUGCGCCUGCCCUCCCUGCGCAUCGUCUCCUCCCCCGUCAUCGAGCAGCUGUUUUUCGUGCGCCUGGUCGGCAAGACCCCCAUCGAGACUCUGCUCCGCGACAUGCUGCUCUCGGGCUCCAGCUACAACUGGCCCUACAUGCCCACCGUGCAGCGCGAGCGGCCCAUCUCCCUCCACUAUAACGAGAACGGCCCUUGAGGUGCAGAGUCCGACCGAGGAGAAGCUGCAGGAGAAUAUUUCAGGCUCUGAUACGCGUCCAUCCAUCUUUACUUCUCUUCAUUCUCUGCGUUCAGUUUCUCAGCUCUCCCAGAGGAUUGCGCCUUCCUCGCCAUUCCACUCAAAAAUCCGCUCCGACGGUACAGUCCGUUACCGUCCAGGUCACACAAGCCAGCCAAUCAUUCACCUCGGCCGCCGCAGGAACCUGCUGGCCCGCUGCAGCCCCCUCACCCGACGGCGUAAUCUCCAUUUGAGAUGUGGCACGAGAUGGACUGGCUGGUAGAACGGGUUAUUGCACAGUUCACCAGCAGGUCUGUUGGACUCGCUUCAGAUGUCAUGUUACAAACCCCGAUGCAAACAGAGGCAGCAAAAGACAAAAAGAUUUGCUCUACUGUCGGUGCUAUGCCUUCAUCUACAGAGGCUGAAAACGAGCAUCGCAGUGCGGCGAAUACCGAGCAAGGGCUUUGCCAAUGGGACUCUACCACCAAGAGCACAGGGCCCCCGCUGUGUAUUCACCAAUUUUUGAAAAGAAAACCAGAAGCCAUUAAAAAAAAUAAAAAAUAAAAAAUAAAGAAGACAAAUGCCAAAAUGUCUUGGACUUUUGCAGAGGACAUGUUUUAUUGUGUGUUUGUAUUAGCACUGUUUAUAUGGAGAGAGAAACUCAUGAUUGUGUCCAUAUGUACAGUUUACCGUUGAUUCAUAGGCAUCUAUAGCAUAUUAGGCUUCAAUGGGAAAAGCUCAGGUUCAAAGGGUGGGUAUGGACGGACGAACACGCCAAUAUCAGUACAAACAAACACAACAACACUGCAACAAUUCACACUAAUCAGCAGCCUGUGCCAAAGCUGGAAAAACGCAUAUUGUUUGGAUUAUUUUUGCGGUCGUGUUGGUGAUGAAAAUGUAAUGUUUGGUUUUGUCUAUAAUUUGACUAUAUACUUGUUUUUUUGGGGGUCUCAGGGGGGCAGAGGAGUUUGUAAUAAAAUAAAUACAAAUAAAAGCUGAGGCACUUGCAUUGUAAUCAGAACCGACACUUACUCACUCCUGUAAAAUCACAGCACUGGUAGAGUCUCGCUGCCCUUUGUGUUAUCUGAUCAGUCUUUAUGAUUUCACUCGUUCAAAAUGCCCGAGUCUAUAAACUCCUUUACAUGAUGUUAUCACACAGCUCAUCUUCAUUCUUGUUUUCAAUUUAGUCAUGAUUGUCAAUAUUGGACCUUUUUUUUUCGAAUUGGGGGGAGGGGGGGGGGAAUAUUUUUACAAAAUUAGCUGUACUUGCCUUAGAACAAACAUUUUGUCACUGAGCAUUUACUGUAUCUUAUGACUGUGCCAUAAUCUCUCGUUACCUGUUAUAACAGGUAUUAUGUCCUGUCAGGAGAGGAAUUGAACUCACGUGAUGUGAAAAUGGAUAACGUGCACCUAAUAAUAAUAAUAAUAAUAAUGUCACCGAAAUGCGAUGCAAGAGAUUUAUUUUAGCGCAUCAACUUAAAAAGACGUUUCUUAUUUAACAUCAUCAGCAGCACUUUCAUUUCUUUUGGACCUCAUGCAAGUUCUUUUCCACUUCCUGAUGAUGUUGUCAUGUAGGGAAAAACCUCCUGGACUCAUUUGAGCUUAUCGUACCGAUACCGUAGAGAAAUGUAUCACUAACCUCUGAAAACCUCAGUCUACGUUACAAUAAUAUCCCAGUUGGACUUAUGACUGUGACCUAGUUUAGGAAUAUUUGAAGAUGUUUUUUCUUUUUCUUUCGUUCUUUCUUCCCGUCGAUGGAAGCAAAUUAUUAUUAUUUUUUUUUGACGACCUGUAUCACAUUUCCAACAUGGCACUGUGCUAUCGAUGUCAAGUCAUCCGGGACCUUAGAAAUCUGCCUGUCGAUAAAAAGGAAUUCACAGAAAGUUUCUAUGAGUUGGUUCUUAUCCCCCUCGACUUUUGUUUGAAAAUAUGGAAUAUCCAUUAACUGAAAUAAAAUUCUGUUGUUCACA
Molecule: messenger RNA, 4122 nt
Organism: Hippoglossus stenolepis (Pacific halibut)
Lineage: Eukaryota; Metazoa; Chordata; Actinopteri; Pleuronectiformes; Pleuronectidae
Gene: nr2f5
Product: nuclear receptor subfamily 2, group F, member 5
Exons: 4
Coding region: 920-2134 (404 amino acids)
Biological process (GO): cell differentiation; regulation of transcription by RNA polymerase II; anatomical structure development
Molecular function (GO): RNA polymerase II cis-regulatory region sequence-specific DNA binding; zinc ion binding; nuclear receptor activity
Source: RefSeq, a predicted model, not a curated record